Messenger RNA from Neohortaea acidophila, 1601 nucleotides. Its product is annotated as aspartic peptidase domain-containing protein. The record is from RefSeq and is a predicted model, not a curated record. Gene Ontology annotation, molecular function: aspartic-type endopeptidase activity. Lineage: Eukaryota; Fungi; Ascomycota; Dothideomycetes; Mycosphaerellales; Teratosphaeriaceae. Bases 117 to 1421 code for a protein of 434 amino acids. The transcript is spliced from 2 exons. Gene Ontology annotation, biological process: proteolysis. Gene Ontology annotation, cellular component: fungal-type vacuole.
AGAUGCACUCGGUCUCGUUUCUUACGUCCUUGCUCUGAUGAAAAUCCCCAUCUCGUCUCUUACGUUCCUCAAAAUUUUCUUCGCUCGAUGCCAGGGCCUUGAGGGCCUCGAUAACAAUGCUUGCUAUAGCGAUACUCGUUCAAGGUGCAGCCGCAUUAGCCAUCGGAGCCCGCGCAGAAGGCUCUCAGGUUAUCAAAGUCGUGGAGAAUGUGAUCGAAUUCAGAACGGUGCAAGGCAAGCCACCAAGUACCCGGGCAUUGCAUGCUGCUGCGCAGGUUCAAGGAAACACGAUUCCACUGGCCAACGUCGAACAGGGCAGCACCUUCAUCGCCCCAGUUCAAGUGGGAGAUCAAAACUUUGAGGUGCAAAUCGACACUGGCAGCAGCGACGUAUGGGUGGUGGAGAAGGGGUACACUUGUCGCAAUCCUGACACGUGGGACAUCGUGCCCAGCGAGAAAUGCGCGUUCGGCAAAGCGUAUACGCCCGACUCGACGCUCCGCCCAAUCCCCGGGGUCAAUUUCAACACUAGCUAUGCCGAUGGCGAGGACUUGACGGGCACCCUGAACUAUGAGACGGUGGUUAUGGGCGGCAUCACGGUCGACCAGCAAGAGCUCGGCCUCGUCCAUUGCGCCGGCUGGCAAGGCGACGGCACUUCGUCAGGCUUGUUUGGCUUUGCUUAUCCCACGCUCAGCAACGUGUGGCCCGGCACGAAUCCAAAUGCCGACCGAGUCGGGGGACGAGAGGGGCAGUACAGCAACCUGAUCUUCAACAUGAUCAACCAGGGCGUCGCUCCGAUGUUCAGCCUAGCCGCCGCCCCGCGGAACAAUGGCACGGGUUUAAUGGCUUUGGGCGGCAUUCCAGCGAAUGUCACAUACACUCCGCCUUUCAUUGACACACCUCUCCUCCCGGCGAUUAUCGACCAGAAGACCGACGAGCCCGUCUUUACAUACUACGCCGUCAACCCCACCGCCUUCUCCUGGACGAAUUCAACUUCGGGCGAGACCACGACAAUGAAGACAUCGAAGCACGACACCAAGAUCCAAAACACCACCGGCAGCGCGCAAUUCAGUUUUCCCCACAGCUACAUCGUCGACUCCGGCACGACCCUGACGUACAUUGAGAACCGCAUCGUAGCGGCGUUCGCAACAGCCUUCCACCCACCCGCAAGGUGGAGCGAGAACGCGGGCGGCUAUCUGGUGCCCUGCGACACCGCCGCGCCCACGUUCAGCGUGCAUUUUGCUAACGGCAGCAUUUUGAUGGCGAGAGAGGAGCUGGUGACGCCGUGGGGCGAGACGACGUGCUUCCUGGGCGUGCAGCCGGGGAACCAAUCUGGCAAGGUGCUGGGCGGCACGUUUCUGAAGAACGUCAUUGCCGUCUACGAUAUUGGGGCGAAGUUGAUGAGAUUUGCGCAGCGAGCAUAGCGAGGUGCAGGUGUCUUAUUAUCUCUUGAGCGAUUUGCACGUAUGGAAACGUCUUCCAACGAUUCCACCUGCCCUCUUGUCUUACUACAUCGAUGAGAGCUGGAAAGUUGGCGACGGAAGCAAAUAUAAAUCAACAUUACGAUUUCUGUAAAAAAACUACACAACAAAAGCAAUACGAGA